Messenger RNA from Rhopilema esculentum, 5045 nucleotides. RefSeq lists its product as uncharacterized. The record is from RefSeq and is a predicted model, not a curated record. Lineage: Eukaryota; Metazoa; Cnidaria; Scyphozoa; Rhizostomeae; Rhizostomatidae.
AAUAUGGAGCUGGAAGAAGAUUUAUUGUCGAAAACGAACGAAGCACUAUUUUUCUGUGAUCUUCCUGGGAAUUUUCUUGAGAAUCUUUUAGGUUUAGAAGCAACGUGCUGGAAAGACGAAGCUGUCGAUCUCCUUCAUCCGUCUUGUUGCAGGGAGCUGAUUUUUACAGUCCCUGAUAUAUUGGUUUCGCCUCGCCAUGCAUCGUCUGACAAGCUAUACAUAAUCGUCAAGCGCGAGACGUUGCACGAUGAAGUGUUUCUUCACGCAAUGCAAAGACUGAAAAUCAAGAUAGAGCAGCGAUUUGAAGUGCACAGAGAACUAUUUCAGUACUGCCUCAAUUUUACGCUGAUACACAGAGUUGCGCCACUAUGGAACAGAUUGGGAGGAUUUCUUGUUCAUGGUAAAAAGUUCUUCCAGGAGACUGGUAGAUUGGAUGCUAUCCGUUUUUCCAUCGCAGUUACAAGCCAGAUAUGUUUAUCUUUGCGAGCAUUUCAAGUCAAGCUUCCAGCAUGCGAGGUGAGAGAUUUCUGCAGCCGUAUUUCAGUACUAGAGAGAUUUGCAGCGCGGUCUGACAUGGUUAUUGAUGGUAGCAUACUUGAAAACAAUUCAUGCAUUCUUCUUCCGAGUACAAAACGUGGUUGGCUUGCAUCAAUAACGAAGAAUAUUCCAAAUUCAUCUCCAUUUGAAGACUAUUGCGAUUUGCGCCAACAUUGGAAGCUGAUGUAUGGCAUACAUUUGCCAGCAGAAGGAUGCAGUGAAUUUUACAACGUAGCUUCUUUUAGCGGUAAGAUAUACACAUACCCAUCUUACUGUAUUAGGAGCUGCGAACCAGUGAUUUUCUCUCGAUGUAACAAUGAAGAUAUUAUGCAAUCUUUUAUGCGAGACUUUGUGCAGCGUAUGCCAUCAUUCUGUGGUAUACAGGCAAGAUUUAGUAGCAGUACACUUUUUCCAGUGGUUGCUCUUUGUGAGGCCAAGAAAAGCAAACACUUUUUAAGUACCAAAGCAAAGCUCAAACAGUUUAAUCGUUUGGAUCUUCCUGGAUACAACAAUACAAGCACUACAAAAACAAAUAUUGAUGCUAUUAAUCGACAAGAAUCUGAUCCUCGAGCUCCAAAGAGAGUCACGGAGUCUAAAGGAGACAGAAUUGUUCCGUGUUUUGGAAAUAUUUCACGGGUCGGUGUUGAAUCGAAGGAGAAAGAACAUGUAAAGGUUCAUGAUCAAAGAAGAGACAUUAAAUUAAGCGAAGAGAUUAAAGAAAAACAUGUAGUUCGCAAGAUGUGUGGGAUAACUCAUCGAGUUGAUUCUGUGCAGAAAAAUACUGCGGCCCAAAGAAAGAAUGGUGAAUUAGCAGCAAGUUUUGUCAGCAUUAAAGAUAAACUGGCCUACUGUCUCGAUAGAGAGAAGUGGAAAAGUAGCAAUCAGGAUCUUGCUUGUAGGAAGGUGCAUCAGACUGGCAAGGGUCUUUUAAGUAAAUACAGUACCUCUUCUAAGCAAAUUUUGAUAUCUGAUAAAAGUUUUGAUAGUUUGCAACAACGAAAGAGAAAGCUUUCUGAAAAUUCAACCCAAAGAGAGCAUUCCAUGGCACUUACAAAAUUCCCUGCGGUUCAACGAUGUCAUCACAAGAUAUCUGAGAAAAUUAUUCCAUCAACUAUCAAUGCUGCCCCUCAAACAGACAGAAGAAUGUUGGCCAUAAAAUUAGCACAUGAAGUUCUUUUGCAAGCUAAAUAUUCCGAUGAUACCGUAAUGGUGUCCUCCUGUGGCAAUGAAGAGUCUUCGGUUGAAGAAGAGGCUGCUCCGAUAAUGAGUCGAAAUCUCAUCGCUGAAAAAGAUCUUGCCAGUAAAGUAAAGAGCCCAAACACCCCAAAACAACAGUCGAAUUCAAGAAAAUCAAAGGAAAUCAAUGGCCUUAUGCAUUUGAACGAUCUGAAGAAAGCGAAUGUGACGACGCUGCGUUUGUGGUUGAGAGAGAAAAACAUCAAAGUGAAGGCGAAUUCUAAGAAAGAAGAAUUGAUAACACAGGUUCAAGAGUUGCUAAAAAUUUGUCAGGGUGAAGAAUAAGCUUUUUUGGUUCAACACUCUUCUUCUUCUUCUUCUUGCCAGCUUCUUGCCAAGUGCAGAGAAUUUAUUUAUUGCUUCCCAUUCUUUUCAUAAAAGAUCUUUCUCUUUAAUGUCCAUAUUUAUAUUCAAAACUAUAUUCAAUCUAUAGAUAGUGUUAUAGAGUUUUGACAACGUUAUUUGUGUAUGUCUGCCCGACAAAACCUUUUUAAUAGAAUUGAAUGUUGUGUUAUUGAGGUAGGCCUUGAAAAUUCAUUAAAUCCAAUACGGCCAGCACUCAAUAAAUUGUAGUUGCAUUGUAAUAAACAUGUUUAUUGACAUGGCAAAUCACAUUUACUUAAUUUGUUAGUCGAAUGAAUUAUUGAAGCAAACAUGAGAUCAUGCAUUGUAAGAUUUGUAAAUUAACAUUGAGUUGAUUUCUCAGUUAAGCAUGUUAUAUAGUCUUCCAGAUGAAUUCUACAUGUUUGCUAUAAAUUUUCCAUAACAUGUGAGCCAAAAAUUAUGACGUAAUGUAAACCCCGUACAGAAACAGAGUCGGGUUGCUUUAGACGACAAAGAGUAAGCAGAAAUUGACAACAAUUAACAGGUAUUUUUGCUAAAAAGUUACAGAGGAGGAGCCUUUGAUGCCUCCAAAUUGCGUAAAAAUGGAUUUGAACCACCGAUCGUCACGUUAAAGAUCAUUUCAUCUUUGAGGAAGGUGGCAGCUCAGAAAUAUUCUGCUUAAGUAUAGCUCUAGAUUUGACUUAUUUUUGGAUGUCAGGUGAAAAACUUUUUUGGGUGAGGAUUAUGAGAUUGUCGCUUUUGUGUUAAUACUCUUUAGCUUAAAAGUUAGCAAAAAACGUUAGGACAUCUUAAUACGAAUUUUAAAAGAAUAUUGCCAUAUAUCAGCACAAUAAAUUUUCUGAAGCUCGAGAUUUAUUCAAAUACGAGAAUUGGCUUUAAGAAAUGAUCAACUAUGUUCCGAGCUGAGACUUUAUUGAGCAAUAUUUAUAAUGAAAUAGUCUUCGUUAUAUAUUGACCUUCAGUUUAAACUAAUAAAAAUAUAUUAUUGGGAACAGUGGCAUAAGUUAGAAUCACUUGCAAAAUAUUGAUUUGGAUAACAAAAGCUGAAAUUGCACAAUUUUCUCACCAAUAUACUGUUUACAAGAUCUCAAUGUAAUGAAAUGAGUUAUUGGCAGAGUUUUAAGACAAUCUACGUCAUCAAGCAUUUUCAAGUUCCAAAUAACAUGUUUUAUUUUGAAAAAAAACAAUACGAGUCAGCAGUUUUGUUUUGGUAUGUUUAACCGCAAAUUGACUUUUUUUCAUUGUUAAGAUCUCGAUGACUGCCAAAAAAUUAUUAUUUUACCAGAACAUAGUUCCAGAUGUAUUUGGAUCGACCAACUAUGUUGUUAGUGGUCAGGUGUUAGUAGAAAAGAGAUAAACGCGGUAGGCACUGUGGGAAGUAUUUUUCGCUUCUCCUCCGCAUCUACAAACGUGAUAGAUGUGAGAAGCUGAGCUAUAACUGCACUGUCAUUCGGAUCAUAACAAAUUUUUGAUAACUCAUUGGUUACAUAUGUCCUGUACUUAAGGGUACUACUUUUGAACCUCCAAGCUUUCUAUGAUUUAAGAACCUAUGCACCCUAAAAUACCCCAAAACAAUAUUCCAGUUUCUACCAGCUACCAACAUCCCCCCCCCACUAUCAAACCAACGCAAUAGUUGUGAAAAGUGUGAAAGCGGACAAUAACAGAGUAUUGAUGGGUACAAUGCCUGUGAAAAGUGAAAAUUUCGGAACAAAACCAUGUGACAUGCACAUGAUAAACAUCGUUUCAUUCGAUUUAAACAUUGCUUCGCUAGGUGGAUUUAAAUUUUUAACAAAAUAUGUGAUAAAGGUAAUAUUUUGAUGCAAUUCCUUUCAUAAAAGCAAAUCUUGAUAAAAUAACAGUUAACUAAGCCUUUUAAAAGUGAUCAAUUCUGUCAUUCUAUUUAUCUGUCAUCGGAAAAGUUUUAAAGUUGUGAAUACCUUGUGAGUUACUUAAAAUAUCUUUUGAGACAAUUUUCCGUUUGGAGCGAAAUCACUUGAUAAUUUUUAGAUUCCUGAUGAACAUUUUCUGGAUAAUUUAUUUAAUUUUUCAAUCAGAUGAAAAAAGAAUAUUUUAAGCAAGUAGUCCUUGAUGUACAUAUUUGAACAAAACGGAUUUAUCUUUGAUGUUUUGCAAACAGUACUAGCGAAUCAUUCAUUGCAGCAGAUGUUUUCAAGAUGUUUUCUAUUCAACAGCUGUUUACAGUUUGAAAAUUAGCACUUGCCUGUCAGACCUCGGCUUUGUGUAUGUCUUUUAUAUCCUCACGAUUCUAGCCCAAAGGUCCGGAAAAUCUAAGCAGAUUCACUUCCAAAUAAUUGAAGUAAGCAAAUUUAAUCAAAGGAGAGAAUGCUUGCAUUGAGAUGUGAAUUUGUUCUUUCUUCAUGAGUGAUUGUUCCUUAUUUCUUAACAUUGUCUUUUCAUGCCUUAUGGAAUCAUAUUUCUAUUUUCAGGGUAGAAAAAGCAAUUAUAAGAAUAAUAUUAUUAUUGUUUUAUCAAUGAACUUAGUCUAUCAUUUGCUUUCAUUAUCAUAAAUUUUCUUCCUUUAAUUAUUUCUUUAUAAAAAACAAAAGGAAAGAAUAAGCGAAUAAAUGUCAAUAAUAGGUUUCUUGAAUAAAAUUUUCUAGAUAUAGAAACCAAGAGAACAAAUUAUUUGGGGAAAGAUAAUCAACUAAUCAAGGAUUCUUUACAAAAAUCCAUUGUAAAUUUUUCUCUGUUUGGAAAAAUCUUGCAAUUUUGCAAAGGUAUCAGAACAUUUUUUUGUCAGAUUUGAACCUUGUCUAAUAGAAGACGAUCGAAUCGAAUUUCCAAAUUUGUCUACGUGCAUUUCUUCUAGUCUGUAUUUAUCUUGUAUCUUUUACCUAAAUUUGCCAGAAGCAUUUUCUAAAACAUCUUGCUUGUUGCAACAGUAUCCAUAUGAGGCGCAAUCUAUA